AUGGAAGUCGCUAAAACGGAAACGUCCAAUGGCGUUUCCACGCCAGAGAUGGCAGUUUCGGUGGAUUCCGACACGGUGGUUCAGUACCUCACGGAGGUGCUGCAGGUGACACUCGGUGCUCCGAAGUCCGAACUUGGCAGUGCUGGAAGCUUGCUUUCAAGCGCAAAAUACCACGACACGGCGCAGAAAUGCAUGCGAUUUGCCUCUGAGUCACAAGUUGCCCUCUACGUACAAAAGGACAUCGCGGCGGCAGACCAGGCCAGCGGUGAUGAAGAAGGUACUGAAUCAAUUCUAGAAUACUCCUACACUUUGUCGUCAGAGAUAUCGUCUGCCUCCACAACCGUGGCCUCGGUGGCCUUCAUCAAACGCCCCGCGCCGAUCGACCCAGCGCUUCCCAUAGCCUCUCAGAUUCAAGUGAUCAACUUGCCUGGUCCGGCAUCCUUGAAUAAUGCACAAUCGCAGCAGGGAAGCUCCAUGUCACCCUACCAAAUCAUCCAUCUUUUCCUUCACCACGCUCUAAGUCCAUACUUUGAGGCCCACACUCGCAACCAGGAACCAGCUGUCGGCUCCAAAUCGCGAACGGAUACCGAGGCAAAGACUGGAAUCUCGGGGACAAAGAAAAGAUUUGCCGAUUUGGAGCUAGGUCUUCAACAUCUGCAGCAAAAUGUGGAGAUACCUGCAUUGAACUUACCACUUCACGAGGUGGUGCAGGCUGCGCUGUCGGAGGCCGAGGCGCGAGGCAUCAAGCCAACGGUCGAGCUGAUUCCUUCUGCCGUUUUGGACAGCAGUGCAUUCACCAACAGCAUCCAGCAUACUGUUAAUGGAUGGAUUCGAUCCAUUCAAACUAUCACAAAGAUGUCUCGGGAUCCGGACGGAGAAUCAGCCUCUCUGGAAGUGAACUUUUGGUUGUCGAUGGAAACGGCCUUGGAGGGCAUUGAAAACCAGCUUGCUAGCGACGGAGUGAAGUUGACUAUGGACAUUCUUCGUCACGCGAAGCGCUACCAGCCCACACUGAGCUUUGUGGCUGACACUGGGCUGAAAGAUGCCACAGAGUUAGUCCAAAAGUACAACCAGCUUAUGCGUGACUUCCCUUUGGACGAGCUUCUCUCGGCAACUUCGUUGCAGAAAGUACAAGAGUCUCUCGGCCUUGUCUUCAACCAUCUGAACAAAAAAUUGAAGAUUUGCCCGUAUCCUAUCAAGCGUGCUCUUUCUCUCGUUGAAGCAAUCUCCGGCGACCUGGACAAGAAGAUUCACGAACUUGUCAAAGGCCGUCAGAUUCUUCAGCUUGACUACCGUGAUUUCCGUUCUUUGAUCAAGACGACUCAGGCUAUCUGGCGCUCAUGGGAUGAAAAUCUGAAGGAGUUCACGAAUGUCGCCCGUGAAUCGACGAGACGACGGAAUGAAAAGUUCAUUCCCAUCAAAAUCAACGCUCGUCAUGAUAAGACCCGUGAGCGACUAAAGUACAUUGACACCUUCCGCAUCAAUCAUGAGCAGCUUCAAAAGACCAUCAUCAACGUCCUUGGACCGAAGAACACCACCUCCGCAGAAGCCGGCGCCGGCGCCGACUCUGAGGAAUUGGUAAUCGUGGAGGAAAUUGGUGACGUUGACGCCGUUGAGGAGGUGACCCACGCCUAUGCUGCGAUGAACGUGGACGCCCUUGAUGUCUCGCCUGAAGGAUCACGCGCAUGGGAGCAGGCUGAGAUUGGUUACAGUGAACGCACAUCGCGCGUUGAGAACUCGAUCAUCGCGCGCCUCCGUGAUCGACUCGCAACUGCCAAGAAUGCUAAUGAGAUGUUCCGAGUCUUCUCCAAGUUCAACGCCUUGCUCGUCCGCCCGAAGAUUCGCGGCGCCAUCGGCGAAUAUCAGACACAAUUGAUUGACAAUGUCAAGCGGGACAUUUCCGCGCUGCACGGGCGUUUUAAGCAGCAGUAUGGUCAUUCCGAGGCUCACGCAAUGGCUCAAUUAAGGGACCUGCCACCCGUUUCGGGUGCCAUUAUCUGGGCUCGCCAAAUUGAGCGUCAACUCGAUGGAUAUAUGCGAAAGGUAGAGAAUGUUCUUGGCGAGGACUGGCAUCUCCACUCAGAAGGCCAGAAGCUGCAAGCGGAGGGCAAUCUCUUCCGUAAGAAGCUCGAUACUCGACCUGUCUUUGAAUCCUGGCUGUACGAUGUUCAGAGACGACAAAUUACCAUUUCUGGCCGACUCUUCAAUAUUGUGCGGAACCGUGCUGCCGGAAACAAGUUGGAGCUGGCCGUCAACUUUGACGCUCAGAUCAUUGCUCUGUUCAAGGAGGUCCGCAAUCUUAUCUGGUUGAACUUCCAGGUUCCUCAUGCUGUUAGCAACAUCUCUAAAGAGGCCAAGCGUGUCUAUCCAUACGCCAUUAGUCUAAUGGAGAGUGUGCGCACUUUGCUUCAGACUAAUCGCACGAUUAUUUCAAUGUCGGAUGUUGCUAUUCUGCUCAAUGGCUACGUGAAUGACUGUCAGGCAAUGGUCAACAAGGGAAUUCCGUUGAGGUGGGAAUCAUUUAUCCACUCCUAUGAGCUUCACGUCAAGCAGUCUGCCCUUGCGAAUGGCGCAAAUGAUCCCACCAUGCCAACACGAACCGAGAGUAAACAUGUCCAAUUUGUUCGCGAAUUUGCAGGCUCCGCAUCUGUUUUACAGACAAAGACCGCAGUGCUGUCGUCAAUCAAUGAAAGCAUUCAGGAGUCGAUUCAUGAGUUGAAGACGUGUGCUUACGAUGCCGUGGCGUUCAAGCAAUGCUUAGACAUCAUUCAAGUUGCCGUUGACAAGCUGAACCUUGAGAACUAUGUAAACCUCGAGUUCUGGGUUUCUCAGCUGAACACAAAAAUCGAGGCAAUUCUAAGUGAACGGCUUCACCGUGCCAUUCGCGAGUGGAUUGAUGCGUUCGAAGAAACUCGCAACGGCCAAAGCAUAGCCUUCACACAAACUGACACAGACGGCACCGUGAUUUACAAUAUCUCGUUCCCGGAGCUUGUGCACGAGAUCUCCAUGAAGAAUCAGCUCCUGCAUGUCGAUCCACCCCUCCAAUUUGCGCGCGCAAGCUGGUUCUCUCAGUUUGAUUCCUGGCUAGGAGUCGUGUGUAAUUUAGAGAAGAUCAAGGCAUCCCGGUAUCAAAUAUCUAUCAGCACGCAAACCGUGCGACAAUCCGAAGUUUGCUUUGCAAACCUGCCACAAAACUGUGCAAAGGAGCUUCAGCAAGUGUACGAAGUCGUCGACAGUCGAUUGACUGACGUGUCAGAAUACGUCGACAAAUGGCUACAAUUCCAGUCUCUGUGGGAUCUGCAAUCUGAGCAAGUUUACGACAUUCUUCGAGAUGAUCUGUCCCAGUGGCUGCAGCUUCUUCAGGAAAUCCGCAAGAGCAGAGCCACGUUUGAUACCUCUGAAGUGAGCCGAUCUUUCGGCAACAUCAGAAUCGACUAUGAACAAGUUCAAACAAAGGUGAACGCAAAGUACGAUCAGUGGCAGCACGAAAUUCUCCAAAAGUUUGGAUCUAAGCUUGGCGGCCGCGUUCGGGAAGUCCACGCUGAGCUUACCACGGCCCGUCGGGACCUGGAAAAGCAGAGCUUGGAAGCCUCCUCGACGGCGCAUGCCGUUUCUUUCAUCACUAUUGUUCAGCAGUGCAAACGCAAGAUCAGAGUCUGGGAGCCUGAGGUGGAACUCUUCCGUCAGGGUCAAACCACAUUGUCACGCCAGCGAUACACAUUUCCAAACGACUGGCUGGAUGUUGGAAACGUGGAUGGGGAAUGGACUGCUUUGAAUGAGCUUCUAGAAAGAAAGAGCAAGAUUGUUCAAGAUCAAACCGAUGCUCUUCGUGCCAAGAUUACCGCCGAGGAUCGUGUCAUCAACGAUAGAAUCGCGGAAGUUAUUGCUCAAUGGAACGAUGAAAAGCCAGUUUCCGGUACAAUACCUCCCGAGGAGGCUUCGCGGACCCUUAGCUCUUUUCAAGCACGACUUGAGGCCCUUGAGACCGAAUUUGAAAUGGUUUCGAAGGCUAAGGAGGCACUCGAUCUGCCUGUCAGUUCUGACUCGUUACUUCCUGCCAUUCUGGAAGAGGUACAGGAUUUCAUGUCGGUCUGGGCCGCCUUGUCAACGAUUUGGAAAAGCCUCAACGACUUGCGUGAAGGUCUUUGGAACAGCGUCCAGCCCCGGAAAUUGCGGCAGGCGCUUGAUGGCCUCAUCAAGAUGACAAAGGAGAUGCCAAGCCGAAUGAGACAGUACGCUGCCUUUGAACAUAUCCAAAAUGUCCUCCGACAACUCUUGAAGGUUAAUUCUCUCCUCUCUGACAUGAAAUCUGAGGCCGUCAAGGAGAGACACUGGCAAAAGAUAUACAAGUCAUUGAAACCCGGAAAGCGAUUCUCGCUCGUCUCCCUCACCCUAGGCGAUAUUUGGGAUCUCCAACUUGCCACUAGUGAGCCUGUCAUACGAAACAUCAUUGCCCAGGCUCAGGGUGAAUUAGCUCUCGAAGAGUUCCUGAGGACUGUUCGUGAGACAUGGCAGAGUUAUUCCUUGGAAUUAGUCAACUAUCAAAACAAGUGCCGACUGAUUCGUGGCUUUGAUGAUCUUUUCGCCAAGUGUAGCGAAAAUUUGAAUUCUCUCCAAGCAAUGAGACACUCGCCAUACUACAAAGAAUUCGAAGAAGAAGCGGCCGCAUGGGAAGACAAGCUGAACCGCGUGCAUGUUUUGUUCGACGUCUGGAUUGACGUGCAGAGACAAUGGGUGUAUUUGGAAGGUGUUUUUACUGGCAAUGCCGACAUCAAGCAUCUACUGCCAUUGGAAUCCAGCCGAUUCCAGAACAUUAACUCUGAAUUCUUCGCAGUCAUGAAAAAGGUUUACAAAUCACCAUUUGUGCUGGAUGUUUUGGCUAUCAAUGGCGUUCAGAAAUCGUUGGAACGGUUGGCUGAGUUGCUCAACAAGAUUCAAAAGGCCCUCGGUGAAUACCUUGAACGAGAGCGUGUGUCUUUUCCACGGUUCUACUUCGUGGGAGACGAGGAUCUUUUGGAAAUCAUUGGCAAUAGCAACGACAUCUUCCGGGUCGCAAAGCAUUUCAAGAAGAUGUUCGCAGGCCUGUCGGGUCUUCUCAUGGACGAUGACAAUAAUAUCGUUGGCUUCACUUCAAAGGAAGGCGAGGAGGUGCGCCUCAAGCGAGAGGUCAAUCUGGUCAAAACGCCUAGAAUCAACGACUGGCUGACAGCAUUGGAGACGAAUAUGAAAUUGACUUUGGCGGAGCUUCUUGGUGAAGCCGUUGAGCAGUUCGAGACCCUCUACAGUGCUGGUGACGUAGACCGGACAGCUUUCAGUGACUACCUGGCCAAUUACCCUGCUCAGAUUGUUGUCCUCGCAAGUCAGGUCGUCUGGACAAAUGCCGUACGGAAAUCACUCGAAGAUGGUGGCGCCACUCUUCCAGCCUUGUACGAUUCCGAAGUUCGAAUUCUGGAACUGCUGGCCGCGACUGUGCUAGGUGAAUUGGAUGCUAUCACACGCAAGAAAUGCGAGCACAUGAUCACCGAAUUCGUACAUCAACGUGAUACGAUCUCUAAGCUUAUCGACGCCAAGGCUGCGACUCCAACUCAUUAUCUUUGGUUGCUGCAAAUGCGAUAUGUUUAUCAGUCGGAAGGCGACUUCUUACAGCGACUGUAUGUUCAUAUGGCCAAUGCAAAGCUGAAUUACGGUUUCGAGUACCUUGGCGUGCCCGAACGUCUGGUCCGCACUCCACUCACGGAUCGUUGUUUCUUAACCCUUACUCAAGCUCUGUGCCAGCGACUUGGAGGUUCGCCUUACGGCCCGGCAGGAACUGGCAAGACGGAAUCUGUCAAGGCUCUGGGUCUGCAGCUUGGUCGCUUCACUCUUGUUUUCUGUUGCGACGACACCUUUGACUUCCAAGCUAUGGGUCGAAUUUUCCUUGGUAUCUGUCAGGUCGGCGCGUGGGGUUGCUUCGAUGAGUUCAAUCGUUUGGAGGAGAGAAUUCUGUCUGCCGUCUCGCAGCAGAUUCAAAAUAUCCAAAUCGGACUUCGAAAGGGAGAAGAGGACGAUAAAUCCCAGAUUGAGUUGGUUGGUCGUCGCUUGGCGGUCAAUUCCAAUACCGGUAUCUUCAUCACGAUGAACCCCGGAUACGCUGGCCGUUCCAAUUUGCCGGACAAUCUGAAAAAGCUGUUCCGCAGUGUCGCUAUGUCCAAGCCCGACAAGGAACUUAUUGCGGAAGUCAUGCUUUUUUCGCAAGGAUUCAAGCAAGCGAAACCUCUUUCAAAACAGACUGUGCCUUUCUUCGAUCACUGUGCUGCCCAGCUCUCUAAACAAGCUCACUAUGACUUCGGUCUUCGUGCUUUGAAGAGUGUGCUUGUCAGUUCUGGUGGUUUGAAAAGAGCGCGUCUAGCGUCUUCAGAGACUGACCUUGGCCCUGACGAAAUCAUUGAACCACAGAUCAUCGUGCAAAGUUUGCGCGAAACCAUUGCUCCCAAACUCGUUCAGGAAGACGUCAGCCGGAUGCUUGAGAUUCAGGCACAAACUUUCCCAGGGGUUGACUAUGUGCCUGCGAACUAUGACGAGUUGGUUGGAGCGAUUCGUCGCAUUGCGAAGGCGCAACACUACGUGGACAGCGAGAUGUGGAUCACCAAGGCUCUUCAAUUGUAUCAGAUUCAGGGCAUUCACCAUGGUGUUAUGAUGGUCGGCAGAUCUGGCUCUGGUAAAUCGGCUGCUUGGAAGAUUCUCCUCCAGGCUAUGCAGGCCAUUGAAGAUGUCGAAGGCGUCUGCCACAUCAUUGACUCCAAGGUCAUGUCCAAGGAAGCUCUUUACGGUAAUCUCGAUAGUACAACUCGCGAAUGGACUGACGGUCUGUUCACUGGCAUCCUGCGAAAGAUUGUGGACAACCUUCGCGGCGAGGAUACCAAGCGCCACUGGAUUGUGUUCGACGGCGAUGUUGACCCAGAAUGGGUUGAAAACUUGAACAGUGUCCUGGACGAUAAUAAGCUUCUCACGCUACCAAACGGAGAACGUCUGAAUCUGCCCCACAACGUUCGUGUCAUGUUCGAAGUCGAGACUCUGAAAUAUGCUACACUAGCUACUGUCAGUCGCUGCGGUAUGGUCUGGUUCAACGAGGAUACUGUCACCCCUUCGAUGAUGAUAAAUAACUAUGUGGAGGGCCUUAAGACCAAGACUUUUGAGGAUCUCGAUGAUGACAGCGCGCCAGCCGGCAGUUCUGCGGCUAGAACUCAAAGUACGCAGGAAAUGCUUUCCGUGGUGCUGAAAAAGCAUCUCGAGACCGACGACCUAGUCCUGAAAGCACUCGAAGAGGCAAAGAAGUACGGGCACAUCAUGGAUUUCACUGAGAUUCGCGCCCUCAACACAAUGUUUAGCCUGCUGAACAAGGCUUGUCGAAACGUUCUAGAGUACAACAUUCAGCACGUUGACUUCCCAAUGGACUCCGAGCAGAUUGAGUCCUACAUGUCUAAAAAGCUUUUGUUGACUCUUGUCUGGUCUUUCACCGGUGACUGUCCACUAACAGAUCGCAAAACCUUUGGUCAGUAUGUUGCCGGCAUGACGACCGUCGAUCUUCCGCCGGAUGGUGACUCCUCGCUUAUUGACUACGAUGUCACCCUACCUAAGUCUGAAUGGGCUAGCUGGCAGUCCCAAGUUCCCACGGUUGACAUUAACACUCAUUCUAUCACUCAGACGGAUAUCAUCAUUCCUACUGUGGAUACUGUUCGUCACGAGGAUGUUCUCUACUCUUGGCUGGCCGAGCACAAACCUUUGCUGCUCUGUGGUCCUCCCGGAUCUGGUAAAACCAUGACGCUUUUCGCUGCGUUGAGGAAGCUGCCAAAUUUGGAGGUCGUUGGCCUCAAUUUCUCCAGCGCCACCACGCCAGAUCUCUUGAUCAAGACCUUUGAGCAAUACUGUGAAUACAAAAAGACUCUCAAUGGCGUUGUGAUGUCCCCGAACCAGAUUGGCCGCUGGCUUGUUAUCUUCUGUGACGAGAUUAACUUGCCUGCCCCUGAUCGCUAUGGCACUCAGCGAGCUAUUGCCUUCCUGCGUCAACUAGUGGAACAGAACGGGUUCUGGCGCACAUCAGACAAGACGUGGGUUAGCCUUGAUCGAAUCCAGUUCGUCGGUGCUUGUAACCCGCCAACCGAUGCAGGUCGCACGCCAAUGGGUGAGCGAUUCCUGCGUCAUGCUCCAUUGAUAAUGGUGGACUAUCCCGGCGAGAUAUCGCUCAACCAGAUCUACGGCACUUUUAACUCCGCAGUUCUCAAGAUUCUGCCACUUCUCCGCGGAUAUUCUGAGGCUCUCACGAAGGCCAUGGUUCAGUUCUACCUCGAAUCGCAAAAUAGAUUCACCCCGAAGAUUCAGCCUCAUUAUGUGUACUCUCCCCGUGAGUUGACUCGAUGGGUUCGCGGUCUUUACGAGGCGAUCAAGCCUCUGGAGACUCUGUCAAUUGAGGGUCUUGUGCGCAUUUGGGCUCACGAAGCUUUGCGUCUUUUCCAAGACAGGCUGGUUGCUGAGGAUGAGCGUGCUUGGACUGCAGACGCUGUUCGCCGUAUUUCACUGGAGCAUUUCCCAACAAUCGACCACGAAAUUGCUCUCAAGGGUCCGAUUCUGUUCUCCAAUUGGCUUUCCAAAAACUAUGUCCCCGUGGAACAAGAGAUUCUGCGUGACUUUGUGAAAGCACGUCUCAGAACCUUCUGCGAAGAGGAAGUGGAUGUACCACUGGUUCUGUUUAACGAUGUGCUCGAGCACGCUCUCCGCAUCGACCGCGUGUUCCGGCAACCUCAAGGUCAUCUGAUUCUCAUCGGUGUCAGCGGCAGUGGGAAGACUACACUGUCUCGAUUUGUUGCCUGGAUGAAUGGACUGAAGGUCUUCCAGAUCAAGGUCCAUGGUAAAUACUCGUCAGAGGACUUUGAUGAUGAUUUAAGAACCGUCUUGCGUCGUGCCGGCUGCAAGGGCGAGAAGAUUUGCUUCAUCAUGGACGAGGCGAAUGUCCUCGAUUCUGGCUUCUUGGAGCGCAUGAACACGCUGCUUGCAAACGCUGAAGUUCCUGGUCUCUUUGAGGGCGACGAGUUCGCAUCGCUGAUGACUGCCUGCAAAGAAGGUGCUCAACGCCAGGGUCUCCUCUUGGAUUCGCAAGAAGAGCUGUACAAGUGGUUUACGCAGCAAAUCAUCAAGAAUCUUCAUGUGGUGUUCACCAUGAAUCCCCCCGAAGACGGUCUUUCCUCAAAGGCAGCUACCAGUCCUGCACUUUUCAAUCGUUGCGUGCUUAACUGGAUGGGCGAUUGGUCGGAUCAAGCUCUCUUCCAGGUUGGAUCUGAGUUGACGCAAUCCGUUGAUUUGGACAAACCGAACUUCGUCGCUCCCGACAGCAUCCCCGUUGCAUAUCGGGAGUUGUCUCUCCCUGCUUCGCAUAGAGAUACAGUUGUCAACUCAAUGGUCUUCAUUCAUCAUUCGCUGCAUCGUUUCAAUCAGCGACUGCAGAAACAGCAAGGGCGGUCCACUUUCCUCACUCCACGUCACUAUCUAGACUUUGUUGCGCAAUAUGUCAAAUUGUUCAAUGAGAAACGCGAGGAUCUUGAAGAGCAACAGCGUCACUUGAACGUUGGUUUGGAGAAACUCCGUGACACAGUCGACAAAGUCAGUGAUCUGCGUGCCAGUCUAGCCCAGAAGAAGACGCAGCUGGAGAAAAAGGACACUGAAGCCAACGAGAAGUUGCAACGCAUGGUCGCAGAUCAGCAGGAAGCGGAGCAGCGGAAGCAGGUCUCCUUAGAGGUGCAACAAGCCUUAGAAAAGCAGGAGAAGGAGGUUGCAACCCGAAAGGAGGUCGUAUUGAAUGACCUCGCGCGCGCGGAACCUGCUGUGCUUGAAGCUCAAAAGAGUGUCAGUAACAUCAAGCGCCAGCACUUGACCGAGGUUCGAUCCAUGGGUAACCCACCGGCAAGCGUCCGGCUUGCACUUGAAGCUGUCUGCACCCUCCUAGGCCAUAAGGUCGAUAGCUGGAAGACCAUUCAGGGAAUCAUCCGUCGCGAGGAUUUCAUUGCUAGCAUUGUCAAUUAUGACAAUGAGCGUCACAUGACUCGCAACCACCGUAUCAAAAUGCAGAACGAGUUCCUUUCCAAGGAAGACUUCACCUAUGAGCGUGUGAACCGUGCCAGUAAGGCAUGUGGCCCCCUCGUGCAAUGGGUUGAAGCACAGGUGAAUUAUUCAGCUAUCCUGGACAGGGUGGGCCCUCUUCGUGAGGAGGUCGACCACCUCGAAGAGCAGGCUCUACAGACCAAGGCCGAGGCGCAGGCUAUUGAGAACACCAUUCAAGGGCUUGAGAGUAGCAUUGCCACUUACAAGAGCGAAUACGCGGCCCUGAUCAGCGAGACCCAGGCCAUCAAGUCUGAAAUGUCCCGAGUGCAAUUCAAGGUUGACCGCAGUGUUCGUCUGCUGGACAGUCUUGCAUCGGAACGUGAACGCUGGGAAGAGGGAAGCAAGUCCUUCGAGACUCAAAUUGGUACCUUGGUUGGCGAUGUCUUGAUUGCUGCAGCCUUCCUAGCGUAUGCGGGUCUCUAUGAUCAGCAGUUCCGCAGGGCAAUGAUUGAUGACUGGGUUCACCAACUUGCUCAAUCCGGUAUUCACUUCAAGCCUCACAACCCGAUCACGGAGUAUCUCUCCAAUGCCGACGAGCGUCUCAAAUGGCAGGCGAACUCGCUACCUGUUGAUGACCUCUGCACUGAGAAUGCAAUCAUCUUGAAUCGUUUCAACCGAUACCCUCUGAUCGUUGAUCCCUCGGGUCGAGUGACUGAGUUCCUGCAGAAGGAGAGCAAAGAUCGCAAGCUCACUGUCACCAGCUUCCUGGAUGACUCGUUCGUGAAGCAACUGGAGAGCGCUUUACGUUUCGGAAACCCCAUUCUCAUUCAGGAUGCUGAGCACUUGGAUCCCAUUCUCAACCACGUUCUCAACAAAGAGUACCAGAAGACUGGAGGUCGUGUUUUGAUUCAACUGGGCAAGCAAGAGAUCGAUUUCUCACCUUCGUUCAAGCUCUUCCUCUCCACGAGAGAUCCUUCUGCAGAGUUCCCUCCCGAUAUCUGUAGUCGGACGACAUUUGUCAACUUCACAGUCACUCAGAGCAGUUUGCAAACACAGUCAUUGAACGAUGUUCUGAAGUUCGAGCGCCCCGACAUUGACGAGCGACGCAAUAAUCUCGUUAAAAUGCAAGGUGAAUUCAAGGUCCACCUACGACAACUUGAGAAGCGUUUGCUGCAGGCUCUGAACGAGUCUCGCGGAAACAUUCUCGACGACGACAACGUGAUUGAGACACUUGAGACACUGAAAAAAGAAGCCGCUGAAAUUUCAAAGAAGAUGUCGGAGACAGAAGGUGUCAUGUCGGAAGUUGAGAGCAUCACCAAUCAGUACAGCAGCAUUGCCAAAGCAUGCAGUGCUGUCUUCGCUGUCUUGGAGCAGCUUCACCACAUCAACCACUUCUAUCAAUUUUCCCUCCAGUACUUCGUGGACAUCUUUAACGCUGUUCUCUACCAGAACAAGCGCCUUGCUCGAGAGAAAGAUCACGCGGCUCGGGUGGGUAUCAUCACUCAGGAUCUGUUCAUCACGACUUACCAGCGGACCUCACUCGGGUUGAUUCAAAAAGAUCGAAUUACCUUGGCCAUAUUACUUGCUCAGGCGACACCUUUCUCCAUGGACAGGGGUAUCCUGGAUCGUAUCUUGGACGAGUCUAUCCAGGGCAACGAUCUAUCGACAGACGUGAACGCACGCGAGCAGGUGAUGAGCAAGCUACUGAACAUGUCGUCAUUCAAGGAAGCUGUACCCAACGUUCCCCAAGAGCAGUGGGAUCGGUUCUUUGGUGAAGAGAUUGCGGAGAAUUUCGUACCCGUUGUCUGGAAAGAAGAAACUGUCAAACUUGACCAGUUACUCCUCUCCUUGCUACUCGUUAAGCUCUGUCGGAUGGACCGAUUCGUGCCCACGGCGGAACGCUUUGUGCAGGCUGUGUUUGGACGAGAGCUCUACGACGGUAGUAGUGAUCUCAAGGAUGUUGUUGACCAGGUCACAGCGACUGCUCCCAUUGCACUCAGCUCCAGCCCAGGGUUCGAUGCCAGCUACAAGGUGGAUGCGUUGGUUGAGCGUACUCACGCAACUUGUGCCCAUAUUGCCAUGGGAUCAAACGAGGGUCUCGAGAGUGCUGACAAGGCAAUCAGCAAUGCCGCUGCCACAGGUAACUGGGUGCUUGUCAAGAACGUGCACUUGGCGCCGUCAUGGCUUCAGAGCUUGGAAAAGCGACUGGAUUCACUCAAACCUCACAAGGACUUCCGUCUUUUCUUGUCGAUGGAGUCCAGUCCUAAGAUCCCAGUCAACCUCAUUCGCGCAUCUCGUGUGCUGAUGUACGAGCAACCAGCUGGUGUUCGCGCCAAUAUGAAGGACUCAAUGUCGACAUUGAUGACUCGUGCCAGCAAAGCACCUGUGGAGAAAGCUCGUGUUUACCUACUUCUCUGCUUCUUCCAUGCCGUUGUCCAAGAGCGUCUCCGUUAUGCGCCAAAUCUUGGCUGGAAGGGCUUCUGGGAGUUCAAUGAUAGCGACUACGAGUGCUCGGCCAAUAUCAUUGACUACUGGGUCAACGAGGUGGCCCAAGGUCGGUCCAAUGUCGCACCUCUCAAAUUGCCAUGGGAGAUGAUACGCACGCUCAUCACGGAGAUGUACGGUGGAAAGAUCGACGAUGCUGGUGACUUCCAACAGCUAGACGACCUGGUCAAUCGCUUCCUCACGCCUGCAGCGUUCGAAGAGGAUCACAAACUUGUCUCUGGCGUGGAAAAUGACCAACUCCUCACACUGCCGAGCGGUACCAGUAUCCGUGACUUCACCAGCUGGGUGAACCAACUUCCCGAGCGUGAGCCACCCACCUACCUUGGUCUGCCAGGUAAUGCAGAGAAGCUGUUGCUGGUCAAUCACGGCAGCAAAAUGAUCUCGGACUUGUCACGCAUUACCACGCUGUUGGAUGAGGGUGAGCAACUGAUGGUUGACAACUGA
This is a messenger RNA of Penicillium diatomitis, 13020 nucleotides long. RefSeq lists its product as uncharacterized. Bases 1 to 13020 code for a protein of 4339 amino acids. Gene Ontology annotation, molecular function: dynein intermediate chain binding; dynein light intermediate chain binding; ATP binding. Gene Ontology annotation, biological process: microtubule-based movement. NCBI's taxonomy places the organism in Eukaryota, Fungi, Ascomycota, Eurotiomycetes, Eurotiales, Aspergillaceae. The record is from RefSeq and is a predicted model, not a curated record. Gene Ontology annotation, cellular component: dynein complex. The transcript is spliced from 3 exons.